AUGCCGGCAGAGAACUUCAACGUGCAUCUCACUGCUCCCACGGGCAACACAGCCGAGCAUGUUGCAACAUCCACCACGCAACCCACCCAACUCGCAGGCUCCAAACGCAAAUCCACACACACCUCCGACCUACCCACCAUAAACCUCGACGACUACGACAUCCCCGAUGGCGAACCCAUGGACUCAUGCACCGUCGUCCGCGGCAAAAUCAACCGUUUCCUCGAAGCCGGCGAGAUGAAAGUGGGCCAAUUCUGCGAUGCCAUCGGUGUAUCAGGAAAUGCUUACAGAAGAUUCAUGUCUCAGAAUAGGAAGUUUGCUGGCGAGCAGUCUGAUACUUAUCGGGGUGCUUGGGAGUUUUUCAAGAAGAGGGAGAUGGCUGGGUUGAAGAUUCCUACAAAGAAGCAAAAGGUUGCUGCUAGUGGUGGGGCUUCUGGUUCUUCGACAGCGGCGGCAGCAGCUGAAAAGGAUAAGGAUGCCCAUCCCGAUAUUUCCAACAUUCAUCUUGACGGUGAAGAAACAGACAGCGUACAAGUCUACGACACCUGCGACGAAGUCCGCAAAAAGAUAUCCGCCUACCUACGCAAACCCAACACCACAGCCGCCCAAUUCUGCCGCGACCUGCUCGCUCAAUACCACACCGACGAAAAGAAACCAUCCAGAAUCCAAUCUACCCAGCUCACGAAAUUCCGCGGCUACAAAGGUGCAGAUACGGGAAACACUUCUUGUGUGUUUUACGCUGCCUAUGUAUUUUUCGAGAAGGUGAGGUUGGCCGAGGGCAAGCCAAAGAGUAAGCAUCGAUUGAAAAUGGAGGAGAUUUGGGGUGGAAAGGGUGGAUUUGACGUUUCGCGUGGACAUCACAGAGGAUACUUGGUCACGGCGAACGAAAGACCUGUGCAAGAUCAGUACGGUCGAGUUACAUUUCAACGUACUCGCUGA
Messenger RNA from Aureobasidium namibiae CBS 147.97, 936 nucleotides. RefSeq lists its product as uncharacterized. NCBI's taxonomy places the organism in Eukaryota, Fungi, Ascomycota, Dothideomycetes, Dothideales, Saccotheciaceae. The transcript has 3 exons. The record is from RefSeq and is a predicted model, not a curated record. The coding region runs from base 1 to 936 and encodes 311 amino acids.